GCAGAUUUAGAAGGCGGAUGUUGUAAGAGACAAGAUGAUUUUGAUUGCAAAGAAAAUUCGCCGAAUGCUUAUAUCCAAAACGAGAACCGUUAAUUACCUCAUACUAUAGCAUACUACGCCUAAGAUAAACUGAGUCACGAUGUCCGCACAAGUCAACAUGAUAAAUUGGUCCAAAACGCUGUCAUUAGACCGACGCAUCUCGUCGCCAGUCUACCAUGGUUUCAUUGAUAUCGACCAGCCUUCGCAGCGAUUUCCUCACUACACCGCUCCAUACAUGCGAUCUGCAAAGAUAACAGCUUAUCAAACCAGUAACAACUGUGACUCAGUCGUUUCCAAAUCGUCACUGAAUUCAAGUUACUUACGCCGCAAUGUAGAAGAAUCGCGUAAGGUGUUUCUUAAUUUGUGCGAGACAAAAGAUGAGGAGAGUCAACCCCCUGAUCCCAAUAAGGAGAACAUGGAGCAGAAAAAAUCGCCAACAAGGAAAAUUAGUUUUAAGUGCAGUAAAAAACCAUCAUUUCGACGAACAGCACCAAAUAGUGGCAAACUUGCAGCUUUAAAUCCAAAUACUGUAGCAGAACUUACGUCAAAGUUUAACGAAAUGCUAUCGGAUCGAGUGCCAAUUCUUGAACAGCCAAAAUUCGCGCGUUUGGUUCGUAGAGUGAAUAGUCUCAAAGCAACACCGCCUGCUCAAGUGGAUAUCACCAACAAAAAGGUUGCCAGAAAACCCAGUGUCAAAAUCAAACCAGCUAAUCUCGAUGAUAGCAAGAGGCCACAACACUUUAGCAGCCAAACAAACCUUGAACUUCGUCAAAAUGACGAGAAAUCUGCUGUUAAAACAGAAACAACCGGUACAGUUCGCGCGACCAUUCAAAUUUUUGAGAGGCGCAGCUCUGAAUCUAGAACUCCGGAGAACGAGGUAAAAACUAUCGUUAAAGAAUUAGAAAAAGUGCCAAAACCCAAAGUGCCUGAAAAAAGUCCAAAUAUUAAAACUAAAGACUUAGUCAUAAAAAACGGUGUAAAAAAACUGAAAGCGCUCGAUAUUCGCGAUGAUAAUAGUGUUAAUCAAAACCCUGUAGAUAGUUCUAACGUACCUAAACAAAUCGAAGGCGGCGACCAAGAGAAAAAGACUGACGAGGAGGAAGUACAAAUACUCAACAUUCCACUGGUAAUGCCGAGACGAUGUGAUUCCAAGUACGAAACCUUAAACCUAAGAAAAAUUCAUCCGACGGAUUCGAACACCUUAGUAAAACCGAAUACGUCGUUCUUGUGGAGGCAAAAAUCUCUGGAGGCGCAAACCGAUUGGAAGAGUCUCUACGAUGCGGUUGGCUCGGCCUCGCAAGACUUAAAACCGGAACCACCCGCAAUUCCUCCGCGCCCAACAUCUUUGAAUCUCGCAAAGAGGCCUUUGGCUCCCAAAGCGAUCAAUAAGAAGAAAAUGCCGCUUCCAACUGAGCACGAUGAUACAAUGUAUGAACUGGUAACUGGCGGCCAUAACUACGAGUACUUGUCAAGGUACGACGCUAACGAACAAAAUGCCGACGACGGUUACGAGUGUUUCGAUCCGAUAGAGGAAUCUCCCAAAAAACCGGAGUCCGAACAAAUCUACGAGACGUUACCUUGCAGGCGAAAACAAGAACAACCCCUACCGCCGCGUCCACCUUCGAGUAUACUCCAAAAGGGCGAGGCCUUCUCAAACUGUUACGAGUCGAUCUACCAAUUGAGCUCCAAGAAUACCAACGAAGAAACGUUCAGCAACAACUACGAGAGUAUCUACGGGUGCAAUAUUCAAAUCGACAAUUGGGAGUUGGGGUCGAACAGGGAUUCGAUGGUAUCUUCAGAUCAGCAGAGCAACAGCUUGUAUAGUCGUUCGUUAUCGGGGUGGCCGAACGAUGGUUCCAUUUACAAUGGGAAGGCAGCUAGCGAUUUAAGUGGGAGUGACAAAAGCGACGAGUGGAUUGAUAUUUCAGAUAAUGAGGAGAAUUCUAAAUCUCUCUCCGGACUUGUUAUUGUACGUGAACGUACGAGGAACAAGAAAUCGGCUGGAUGGUCGCAAAAAAUUCGAGAUCAGUGGAACAAGUCGCAUUCGAUUGAAGAGGAUAACAGCGAUUCCGAUCACCAUUACGAAACCCUGUGCAAUACUCAAGAGGAACCUGAUCAUGACGGCUUCGACUCAUUCGAUAGCGACACGGAAUCCGAACGCUCUCUUGAUAAAGUUCAGAAUGAUAGCUGGGUCGAUUUGGGCAACUCGCAAUUACCUGACCCGCCCACUAGUCAAUCAUACGGGCUGACUCAACUUGCCGUGUCUGCUGGUAAGCGGUUACGCAGAAACUGGUCGCUCACCAAAAACAUCACAAAGUCGCUCACGCGAAUGACAAAGCGAAAAUCGAGAACGGACCUAACGAUAGGCGCAGUCGAGAAGCAAUCCGAAGAAAACUCAAAUACCAAUCCCAAGCAGCCAAUUUCUAGUCCAGUGAAGAGCGAACGCAAUAGCUCUUUACUUAACAUAACUCAAGAACUCAAAUUGAGGCAAAAUGAACUGUCUUCAAACAUUGCCUAUCAAAACAUUCAAAUUGCGAGCAGAGAGACUGAACCGACCGUAAAUUUUGAGAAAUCCAGAUCUAACAGUUUGUCUAAGAACAAAUUUUUAAAUAAAUUCAGACGAAGUAUGUUAAUUAACGCGGAUUCUACCGAAUGUAUACAAACUUUAGGCAACAAAAUGAAAAGUACGUUUUAUUUAACAGAUCCUAUUGAAGUCGAUAAUAAUCAAACGGACGCGUUAAAGUCGAAGGCGGCGAUUACCACAUCUGUUAGUCCUGUAGCGCUACGACAUUCAAAAUCGUGCCAGAGACCGCAGAGUCCACCACCUCCUGUACCUGUUGAUGCAAAUCAAAAUGUAGAUUCCCGCACGGCAAAAACGACAAGAAGGUCAACGUCAUGGUAUGCCGAGGUUGGUCUGUUCAGAAAUUCUGAAAAUCCGGCUAUGAGACAUUCCGACAGUAUUAAUAUAUGCCCUAGAAAGCCAAAUACCAGCUGGUAUGCAGAGAUAGGGCUAUACCAGUCCUCUUCGAGCACCCCCAGUAGCAGUUCAACGGAGAACAGCGGUAACACUACAAAUUUGAAGCAGUUUGAAGACAGCAAGGCCAGUGAAGAUUACUAUAAUAUCAAAAAUGAAAGCGAUUACUAUAACGAUAGUAGUAUUGGAAGCUUUAAUUCUGAUACCACAAUAGACAAGAACUCUAUGUCUGCCGAUAUGCAAUUACGAUUGCAAGAUGAGCCGUUGUAUCAAUUUUAUGAUGCCGCAGUUUUAGAGUCAGUCUGUCAAGAUGGAACGUCGGAUUUUGAAUAUGAUGGCUACGAGGAAGUCGGUGAGAAGCAGAAUUCCGAAAUGAACUUGACGAGACCUUCUGCAAUGCAACUUAUAGCUUACAGCAAGAACGGUUUUACUAUUACACGUACGUUAUGGUGUGAGAUUCCGGAAGUCGUGAACUCUACUGUUCUUAGCACGCUAAGUUUAAAUCAGAAGAAGAUUCAAGAGGCGAAAUUUGAAAUGAUGACCUCGGAGGCUUCGUAUUUAAACUCAUUGAAUUUAUUGACUGAUUAUUUCAUUUCCAAUAUAAACAGUAGCGAUUUUGUAAGGAAUGAAGAAAAGACUAUACUUUUUGGAAAGAUUGCCGCUGUAAAACAGUGUUCAGAAGAACUCCUAUCAGAUUUGGAGAAAUGUUGGCAAGGAAAUAUUUUGCUGCACGGAGUUUGUGAUAUUGUAAAAAAGCAUGCGCAGGAACACUUCGAUGUGUACGUUCCUUAUUGUGAAAAUCAAAUAUUACUGGACAGUACUUUAAAAAAGAUGAGAGAACGAAAUAGCUGUAAUGACUUACUGAAACGACUCGAGUGCAGCUCAGAAUGUCACUCGUUAACGUUGUACUCAUUUCUCAUGCUUCCAAUGCAGCGAAUUACUCGCUGGCCGCUUCUGGUUGACGCGGUUUUGAAAAGGCUUUCCCCACAAGACGAUGAGUAUGUGUCGUGCCAGCACACUCUAGCCACACUGAACGGGAUUGUUACAAGGUGUAACGAGGCAGCGCGUCGAAUGGAAAGGGAAUCGGAGGUCAAGAGAAUAGCAAAGCAAAUUGAAUUUCCGCGCGGGAUACCGAUCAUAAAACUGGUUACGAACACAAGGUGGUUGGUACGAUCUGGACCGCUAAUUCAAAUGGUCGCCAGAGCAGAUGACAAUAAGUUGACUUUUGGGAAGCGAUUUAGUAAAACGUCUCUUUAUUUUUUUCUCUUCAACGAUCUGUUGUUGGUCACAAGUCACAGAAGUGACGAUUGUUACGUGGUACUCCAUUACUGUUACCGAAGCUACAUAGAGCUGAAUAUUAAUGACGUAAUCAGCUCAGUGCCAGCAAAAGAUGCGCAAGGAAAGCACUUGCUGUUCUUAACAAUCUUGGAAAAUCACGACAAGAAAACCGUAGAAAUGCUACUAUCCUGCAAUAGUGAAAGUGACAAGGAGCGUUGGAUAGAGGCGCUGUCUGCGCCGAAGUCUGAAGACCCCGACGAAACCUUGUACGAGUGCUGGGAUUGCCCGCAAGUUACCGCCAUUCACCCUUACAUUUCGAGCCAGCCGGACGAACUCCCGCUGGCGAGAGGCGAUAUCGUUAACGUAACGCGUAAAAUGGCGGACGGUUGGUAUCAUGGCGAACGAAUUAGGGACGGCGAAACUGGAUGGUUUCCGGCGAACUAUACCGCCGAAAUAGCGAAUCCUCACGUACGCGCGAGAAACUUGAAGCAAAGGUAUCGACUUCUUGCACUAUCUGAAAAUUACUUAAAAUCCAAAUAACUGCGGGUGCCUGAUUGUUACUGUUUUUAGCAUCUUUUUUGUAUUAUAUGUACCAUAUAUUAUUAAAAAAAUAUUUAAAUUAGUGUUUUAUAUUAAAUAUGUACAUUUUUA
Molecule: messenger RNA, 4942 nt
Organism: Photinus pyralis (common eastern firefly)
Lineage: Eukaryota; Metazoa; Arthropoda; Insecta; Coleoptera; Lampyridae
Exons: 13
Coding region: 140-4831 (1563 amino acids)
Biological process (GO): activation of GTPase activity
Molecular function (GO): guanyl-nucleotide exchange factor activity; protein binding
Source: RefSeq, a predicted model, not a curated record